CUCUGUAGCCUACGACACAUCAAGUCACCCAUUGCUUGCCAUUAUCUUCUCUGGGAUUCACCAUCACGCCGUCUUUGAAUCCACAUUCUCUUAUAUUCACUUUCGGGACACGUACAGCUUAUAUAAUACUGAAUCUACUCUCUACGACCUUCUACGAUGUUCAACCCCGACUUCUUCGACGCCAACGACCCGGCGCAGAUGUACAACAUGCUCCAGUCCGGAGCUAUGCGUGGAGCGCCCGCGCGGCGCUUCGAUGAGUACUAUCGCUGCUAUCCUACCGUCAUGAUGUCCGGGCCAAAUCGCGACUACCUGAACUACGGAGGGAAGAUAAUUAUGCCACCAUCGGCACUGGACAAACUCACGAGGUUGCAUAUUACAUAUCCGAUGCUGUUCGAGCUCAUCAACAAGCCGAAGAAGGCACAAACACAUGCCGGAGUGCUGGAGUUCGUGGCGGAGGAGGGGAAAGUGUAUCUACCACAAUGGAUGAUGAACACGCUACACCUCGAAGUCGGAGACCUAAUCCAGAUCAAAUCCACAAACCUCGCAGACGCCAAGCUCGUCAAGUUACAACCGCAAUCCCCCACCUUCCUCGACAUCAGCGACCCCAAAGCCGUCCUCGAGAACGCCUUCCGAAACUUCUCCACCCUCACCAAGGGCGACAUCUUCAGCUUCCACUACAACGACACUGUCUACGACGUCGCCGUCCUAGAAGUCAAGCCCGAGAGCGACAAGAUGGGCGUCAGCAUGAUCGAAACAGACGUCGAAGUCGACUUUGCCGCACCAGUCGGCUACGUCGAGCCCGAGCGGACAAAGGGCAGCGGCACCAGCACACCCCGCAGCACCAAGGGUGGCGUACCCGCCGGUGGCCUCCUCCACAACCAAGGCACAAUGGCGCAGUCCAUAAACUACGACGCCAUCUCACCCAACUCCACCGCCGCCACAUCAGGCGCCAAAGCGGUGUCCUCCAACUUCCUCCUCGGCGGACAGAAGCUGAAUGCGAAGAAGGGUGGCAAAGCACCGACACCAAAACCAUCAACACCAGUCGCGGGCGCAUCGACGAACGCCCCCGAGGCCGCAGCCGCGAUCGCGAGGUCGAGUGGCCCCCAACCUCUCCGCCUGCCGCCUAAUAAGCUCUUCUUCGGAUACGACAUCAAGCCGCUAAAGACAGAGGAGGAUCGCGAAAAGGAGAACGCAGACGCCAUGCAACCCGCGUUCGCAGGGCAGGGACAAACGCUCCGCGGAGGCGUGAAGCGGAAGGGCGACAACACAGAGGAGGCGAGCAAGGAGGAGGCACCCAAGAAACCGGAGCCGAGCGUGGGGCGGAGGCUGGACGGGAGGAAACCUUAGGAUUGAGUCCCCGGUGGGUGGGAUUUGGAGAUUUUCAAGUGGCGGGAUUUGCUUUUGCGGGAUAGGGAUAGGGGUCAGGGAUUGAGGUGUUGGGAUGGGGAGGGAUUGACGGACGGGCAUAUGGCUGGUUUGGGAGUGAUGAUUGGGUUGUCUUUUUUAGUUGGGCAGGAAAUACCAAUCUUGUUAUACAUCAUCCUUGGCUUGGUUGGUUGGUCUCGUCGAGGCUAUUAUCGUCAUCUUGCUUGCUUGCUUGCUUGCUUGGUUUUAGCGAAGGAGUGUGUGUAUGCUGGCGUAUUAUGCUAGUCAGCUCAACCAGGUAGUUGGAGCAUCAAAUCUCCGGCUUUUCGGAAACUAUCAUCAUCAUCAGUCUAGUAAUAUAUCGAACUAUGUCACAAG
Messenger RNA from Pseudogymnoascus verrucosus, 1743 nucleotides. RefSeq names its product ubiquitin fusion degradation protein (gene UFD1). NCBI's taxonomy places the organism in Eukaryota, Fungi, Ascomycota, Leotiomycetes, Thelebolales, Thelebolaceae. Gene Ontology annotation, molecular function: polyubiquitin modification-dependent protein binding. The record is from RefSeq and is a predicted model, not a curated record. The transcript is spliced from 3 exons. Bases 157 to 1347 code for a protein of 396 amino acids. Gene Ontology annotation, cellular component: VCP-NPL4-UFD1 AAA ATPase complex.